Camellia sinensis is the source of this 1534-nucleotide messenger RNA. The record is from RefSeq and is a predicted model, not a curated record. Lineage: Eukaryota; Viridiplantae; Streptophyta; Magnoliopsida; Ericales; Theaceae.
GUUUAGUUUGGGAAAAACCCCCGAAAAUUAGAGUGACCCUCAUUUUCCCGCCAUGUGACUUUCCCGGCAAAUCGUGACCCUCUCUUUUUCUCUUCCAAUCUGUUUCAAUUUGUAUCUAGGUUUUUGUUGUUACUCAUUUCCAAACUCACAUCCAUACCUCUCUCUCUACCCCCAAAAAUCCCACCCUCGAUUUUAUAUUUUCUCCAAGGGUUUCUUGUGAACCAAUCUGUGGAAAAGGAAAUCCAAAAUCGAAUUCUUCUAACUUAAUUGUUGUUGGUGUUGUUGUUGAAGCAGAAUCAUGACGUCUUUGUCGUGGAGACACCACACUCUGAUUCAAGCUCUGCUGUCGCGUGGUCCUCUCAAGGACCAAGAAUUCCACUCCAUCUUUUCCGGUGUUACUGGCAAAACCCCAGGUACUCAUCGAAAGCUAUUUGAUGAUUAUCUUCUGAAUAUAAACAAGGAACUUGCAGUUGUUCAAUUGGAGUUGCGGGCUUGCAGAAACCAAUACAAUGGUGAUAUUUUCUAUGGUGUAGUGAAUAAUGUAGUGGAUGAACAGUCCAAGCUUGGAACCAAAUACACAGUUCCUCAGAUUGCUUUUUAUAAGGGCAUUAUAGAAGCUAUUGCACAAGAUGCCACAGCUAAGGGUAGCAUAUCCAAUAUUGAUGCUCUCAAUAUACGAUUGGAAAAUCAGGGUUCAAGUCCGAGCCUCCUAGGUGGGACACACAUUUGUCAAUCUUGUCAAAAAAACAAAAUGGUUUCAACUGGAGUAGGUUCCCAAUCUCAGGAUACUCCUGCUCAAGCUCCUCAUGCAUUGAAGAACUUCUCAAUGUCUCAGAAGGAGAAAACUCUUGAAGAACUUGUGCGAGACCAGUGGCUCUGUUCCAUCACAGAUGGUAACAUUGGACUGGGGCUUAGAUCCUUCCUUGAUCUGCGCAGUUGGUUCCGUAAUAAUGAUAUUCCUGCAUGUGAAGUUUGUAAUGAGGCUGGAAUUAAGGCAGAGUUGUGCGAAAAUGAAGGUUGUACUGUUCGAUUGCAUCAGUACUGUCUAAAAAGGAAAUUUUCCCAGAAACGGGGUGAGAAAGUUUGUCCAGGUUGUGGCACUCCAUGGCUGCUUCCUGUUUCCAAAAUAGAAACUGUGGAGGAAAUUGAUGAUGACACAAAUGGGUCCACUCAGAACCAGCCACCUCCUCCACCCUCCAUGAGAAAGAGGCUCAGAACAUCCGGAGCUGUUGUUGAUUCCGGUACUGCUGGAUCUGAAUCCUCUCUCGUGCCGCCGGUGUCUACUUCUGAUGCUAGGAGGACAGCGCGAAGGUCUGCCCGACUGAGAUGAAAUAUGUCUAAAAGCUCUUCUCUGUUGGAGUACUAAUUAAAAAUAUAUUAUGCUGUUUAUUUUGCACCAACAACUUGCCAUUAGUUAGUACAUAUUAACCUCGCAGAACCAUGUUUAGUGUUCCAUAGCAUAGCAGCAUUUUGUGUAUACUCCAACAAUCUUUUGUUUAUGGUUAAUAUAUAAUUUGCUCAUCGGUUUCCAUCA